Molecule: messenger RNA, 2155 nt
Organism: Pleuronectes platessa (European plaice)
Lineage: Eukaryota; Metazoa; Chordata; Actinopteri; Pleuronectiformes; Pleuronectidae
Gene: rhcgb
Product: Rh family, C glycoprotein b
Exons: 11
Coding region: 20-1357 (445 amino acids)
Biological process (GO): ammonium homeostasis; ammonium transmembrane transport
Cellular component (GO): plasma membrane
Molecular function (GO): ammonium channel activity
Source: RefSeq, a predicted model, not a curated record
AGACAUACAGCCUAUAUAUAUGUACAUGUAUAUAAACAUGCAUGCAUCCUCCUGUGACUCUAAAAGAAGAAAAAGAGACAAGGACCUGGUGCCUCUUAUCUCUAAACACUCAGGUUUCCAGGAUGUCCACGUCAUGAUCUUUGUAGGAUUUGGCUUCUUGAUGACGUUUCUCAAGAAGUACAGCUUCGGCGCCGUGGGUUUCAACUUCCUCAUCGCUGCCUUCGGCCUCCAGUGGGCCCUGCUCAUGCAAGGCUGGUUCCACUCUCUGGACUACAGUGAUGGAAAGAUCAAAAUCGGAGUUGAAAAUCUGAUCAAUGCGGACUUCUGUGUGGCUGGCUGCUUGAUUGCGUAUGGAGCCGUGCUGGGUAAAGUCAGUCCAGUGCAGCUGAUGGUCAUGACUCUGUUUGGCAUCACCUUGUUUGCUGUGGAGGAAUACAUCAUCCUGGACCUCAUACACGCCAGAGAUGCUGGAGGCUCCAUGGUGAUCCACACAUUCGGGGGCUAUUAUGGCCUGUCCAUCUCGUGGAUGCUCUAUCGGCCAAACCUGGACCGGAGCAACCGGCUGCAGGGCUCCGUCUACCACUCGGACGUCUUUGCAAUGAUCGGCACCCUCUUCCUGUGGAUGUUCUGGCCCAGCUUCAACUCCGCCGUCACAGACCACGGGGACGGGCAGCACCGAGCGUUCAUCAACACCUACCUGGCUCUGGCCUCGACCGUGCUCACGACCGUGGCCAUCUCCAGCCUCUUUCAGAAGCAUGGCAAACUGGACAUGGUUCACAUCCAGAACUCGACUCUUGCUGGAGGCGUUGCAGUGGGAACAGCAGCAGAGUUCAUGCUGAUGCCCUACGGAUCUCUGAUCGUAGGAUUCUUCUGCGGCAUCAUCUCCACCCUGGGAUACAUCUACCUCACGCCCUUCAUGGAGAAGUACCUAAAGAUCCAGGACACAUGUGGCAUCCAUAACCUCCACGCCAUGCCGGGAGUCAUAGGUGGAAUCGUGGGAGCCAUUACAGCGGCGGCGGCGACCGAGUCAGUAUAUGGCGCUGAAGGGCUUGCUAACACCUUCGACUUUGAGGGAGCUUUUGAAGACACAAAACCCACUCGACAGGGUGGUCUCCAAGCCGCGGGCCUCUGCGUGGCUAUCUGCUUCGGGAUAGGCGGAGGCAUCAUCGUCGGUUGUAUCUUGAGACUACCGAUUUGGGGAGAUCCUGCAGAUGAGCACUGUUUUGAUGAUCAGGCCUACUGGGAGCUUCCUGAUGAGGAGGAGGAGGAGAGCAUCCCACCCGUCCUGCAGUACAACAACCACCACACGCACAACAAAGAUAUAGCGGUGUCAAAUUUCAACAUGGAGCAGAACUGACGUUAGGCCUCGAUCAGGAUGGAGCUCAUGAACCGUUUCUUUUUCUUCUUCUUUUUUCUCCUGGUUAACAGAAAUAUUUAUUGAAUACAAUUAUUUCUCAACAAUUUAAAGCACUUCUUUCUCAUGCAAUCAAUAUGACUAUAGAGGUUCUUUUUUUGAUCUUUUCUAUUCUCCACCAGAUACAGAUUUUCAGUUUGAAUCCAUAAAUUAUUCAAUAAAAUUGUGGUGUUAAAUGUGCUUUACUUAUUUCAACUUCGACGUCAGGUUAAUUCACUAAAAGAGAUAUUUACUGCUGCAUUUUUAUCUUGAUCCUCACAAAACGACGAGGCUCAGAUCUGGACUGAACCAACUUGAACGUGACUUGUGACUGUGGCUCCUCUAAAGUGCUGGUGAGAUGAGUGUUUGAGACCGUGUUGCAUUUCCUUUGCUUCAGAUCCAUUUGAGUUGCACUUUAAGGAUUUCACGUCUCAGUUUGUCACGAUUGAAAUUGCUUGUACAGACUGGAUGUGAAAUCAGAAGCCAACACACAGACAGGCGAGUUUGAAACUGUACAUAUAAAUUCAAUUUGUCAAGAAUUGAUACUUCUACAGGCAUUAAUAGACAAUUGUACGUAUACAUUUUAUCGUCCUAUAUAAAAUAUAUAAAAUGUUUAUGUACUACUUAUGAAUACAUAAAUCCUUUUGUCAAACUCUUUAUAUUUAUACAUUUAGAUGCAGUGGAAUAUUUAUCUCAUGUUGUUUUGAAAUGUGAAGUCAGUGAUGUAAGUUUGAAUCAAUAAAGUAUUGUUGAUUUGCAUAA